Schizosaccharomyces japonicus yFS275 is the source of this 618-nucleotide messenger RNA. Its product is annotated as fungal protein. The transcript is spliced from 2 exons. NCBI's taxonomy places the organism in Eukaryota, Fungi, Ascomycota, Schizosaccharomycetes, Schizosaccharomycetales, Schizosaccharomycetaceae. The record is from RefSeq and is a predicted model, not a curated record. The coding region runs from base 1 to 618 and encodes 205 amino acids.
AUGAGCACAAGGGGAAUCUUGAGUUUGGAUCAUCGGUUUAUCGUGUCCGUAGUCGCGUAUUCAGCAUCGAAUCGGCCAGAUGUUGUUCCAAAGAUUGCCCGUGAAGCUGUGGAGAAAGUUGGUCCGUCUAUAUUUCCUAAACUGAGAGAGGCUCUUGUGAAAACUGCUCCUUUGGUUGGAUUUCCACGGACAAUUAAUUCACUGAGAGAAAUGUCCGCAGUCGCUCCAAAGGAGUGUAUGGAUGUGUAUGCGAGAGCAAGUGAUGCUACCGUUGACACCCAAAAACGAGGCAGAGAGUAUUUUGGCAAAACUUAUGGAAAAGUGACACAACGAGUACUGGACUCUAUGACAAAUUCUUCUCUUGAUCUCGCAAACUUGGCUAUUGACUAUGCUUACGGUAAAGUGCUUUCAUACUCUGGUGUCAUAUCUCCUCUGGAGACAAGUUUCGUGAUUAUCGCUGCCCUCAUACCCCUCGAUGUGAAUCCCCAGCUCCGUGGUCAUUUGAAAGGAGCUCUGAAUCACGGUGCGUCAAGAGAGGAGGUUAUGGAAGUUCGUUCUAUUGCUCUUGACAUUGCUCGCCAAUGUGGAAUUCAAUUGACAACCGUGGAGUCUUUGUAG